UUAAGAUUUAACUAACUAAUUAAAUUAUUUAGAAUUACAUCUGUAUUCCAACAUACCCUUCAUUCUCCUUCCCCAUUCUCCCAGUCGUUCAUUUCUUCCGCCGCAUUUUCAAGGGCAGUUGGAAACCCAGUCGUGAAAUUUUCUUCAUCAAAUAAUAAAGGAAAGAGAAGAAUGGCAUGGAGAAGCCAAUUAUCUCGUAAUCUCAAAGAACUACGAAUUCUGCUUUGCCAAACUUCCCCUUCCAGUGCCCCCGCUAGAUUAUUCGUGGAGAACAAUUACAAGGAUCUCAAGACUUUAAACCCUAAAUUCCCAAUCCUCAUCCGUGAAUGCAGUGGGAUUGAGCCCCAGAUGUGGGCUAGAUAUGAUAUGGGUGUCGAGAGGGGCAUUCGCUUGGAAGGUUUUACUGAGCCACAGAUUUUGAAGGCACUGCAAGACCUUGUCAAAGCAGGGGCAUCCGGCAAAGCCUAAUAUAUUGCUGCUAUUGAAUCCAAUGGUUCGAAAUAAGUUGACUGUCUUUCUGGCAAAUGUUUCCUUUGAUGGUCUUCCUCUAUUUUCAGCUAUCAAACUGCUAUUUUGGGAUGGUUGUUGAAAGUUCAGUAUAUGUGUUAUUCUCUUGCCAUUUAAGGUUCAAACAUGGAAAAAACUUCCCUUGAUUAGUA
This is a messenger RNA of Durio zibethinus, 659 nucleotides long. RefSeq names its product NADH dehydrogenase [ubiquinone] 1 alpha subcomplex subunit 2-like. The record is from RefSeq and is a predicted model, not a curated record. Gene Ontology annotation, cellular component: respiratory chain complex I. Lineage: Eukaryota; Viridiplantae; Streptophyta; Magnoliopsida; Malvales; Malvaceae.